AUUGUUUUCGAUAUUUUCUCUCUAACCAAACCAAACCCUUAAAACUCAUCUUCCUUCCUCACUUUCUCUGCAACCAACCAUCAUCAACCCGCCACGACCGCCUACUUACUAUGGCGGCGGCAGCAUCAUCUCCUUCUCCAUCACAAAUCCUAUCACUUGCCCGCUCUUUCAUACGAGUAUCUCGUCAAUUUCCAGAUUACAACAUCAGAGAAUACACAAAACGACGCGCCAUCGAUGCGUUUCGUCAAAACGCUAAACUUUCUGAACCUUCUUCAAUUUCUGAAGCUUUCUCAUUCGGAAAGUCUCAGCUUGAUGUUGCUAAAAGACAAGCUGUUGUUUACUCUCUUUAUGUUCCUCCUCUUCCCAGUGUCAUGGAUCUUCCUAAUAAACCCUUUUAAUCAAGGUUAAGUUCUGUUGAGGAUAGGAUAGGACAAGCGGAAAUGUGUGUUUCCUUAUUUUGCAGUCAUCUAUUAUGGAACAGGCCGUGAAGUGAGAAUCUUGAAGUUGCAACUUUCUCUGGGAAAGAGAUAACUUCUCUUUAAUAGACAACACUCAUAUUAUUAGAGGACAAUUUUAUGUAUGCUUAUUUAAAUUUGAGUGGCAUUCCCUAUUAAUAAAUUAAAAACCAGUUUUAUGUUGUUUGGUAGAAUUAGAAUAAUUAUAGUUGGCUGUAUGUAAAUCAACUAUUUGAUUUGAUUUGGAUAUAUAAUGAUGUUGAUGAUGUUCAACUUCACUAUAA
Molecule: messenger RNA, 739 nt
Organism: Trifolium pratense (red clover)
Lineage: Eukaryota; Viridiplantae; Streptophyta; Magnoliopsida; Fabales; Fabaceae
Product: LYR motif-containing protein 4B
Exons: 2
Coding region: 111-398 (95 amino acids)
Biological process (GO): iron-sulfur cluster assembly
Source: RefSeq, a predicted model, not a curated record